UGCACUUGACCCUCCAGCACUUUAACCCAGUCCUGUAUUUAUUUAGUCUAUUAUUUAUCUGAUUUUAUUCACCUAGUCCAUGUAUGAUCACUAAUACAUGUGUUUAUGUGAUCUACUGACAGCUUUGAAGAGUUGACCACGAGAAGAUAGAGAAAUUCAGAAUGAAUUGUCCAUACUCCACAGCUGUGCAGUACUGCCCCGAGCUCCCCUUUCAUCGGUAUAGAGACCCCUCCUCCCGUUUGUCCUGGACAGAGAGUUCCUUCCUGGCCUCCAUAAUGUCACAGAACCAAUCAGAACAGAGCUCUGACAUCCUCAGUCAGGAUGUGUUCAACCAGCUGCUGGAGAUGCUGGACCAGUCUGCAUUCCACUCGUCGCAGCCCAUAGAGCUGAACUUCUCAGACAGCCCAGCAGACGGAGACGGACCAGCAGGGAACACCAUCCAGAUCAGCAUGGACUGCAUUAGCAUGCACGAGGGACAGGAACCACUGUCUUCCCAGUAUACCAACCUGGGCCUGCUGAACAGCAUGGAUCAGAACAUCCAAAAUGGCGGCUCUACCUCCACCAGUCCCUACAACAACGACCAUGUCCAGAACAACGUGUCAGCUCCUUCACCCUACGCCCAGCCCAGCUCCACCUUCGACGCCAUGUCCCCCUCCCCGGCUAUCCCCUCCAACACAGACUACGCUGGGACACACACCUUCGAUGUCUCCUUCCAGCAGUCCUCCACAGCUAAGUCUGCCACCUGGACGGUAAGAGUUKAUGUCAAAUCGAUAGAGUUUUGAAGUUGAUUACUUAAU
Molecule: messenger RNA, 797 nt
Organism: Salvelinus sp. IW2-2015
Lineage: Eukaryota; Metazoa; Chordata; Actinopteri; Salmoniformes; Salmonidae
Product: tumor protein 63-like
Exons: 4
Coding region: 162-782 (206 amino acids)
Biological process (GO): apoptotic process; regulation of transcription by RNA polymerase II
Cellular component (GO): nucleus
Molecular function (GO): DNA-binding transcription factor activity, RNA polymerase II-specific; RNA polymerase II cis-regulatory region sequence-specific DNA binding
Source: RefSeq, a predicted model, not a curated record